AUGAAAAACUUGAAUAUUAUGCUCAUGGUGCUGGAAGGUGCAGUCACCUGGGAGCAAGUCAGAGCCGAGCACUGGAGCCAGACCAUGCAGGGCCAUGGCCAGUCUGCGCCGUCCUCUACAUACAGGGGGGAUACCACUGCAGCACACACAUGGGGGCUUAAGUCACCAGACCUGGAGGGGACCUUGGUCAUGAGCGACAAGGAAGGCUUCCAAGGCCAGGAAGACACACGUCCAUGUCCUGAAAGGACCAGGAGAACUAUAAGGCCCCCUCCGCGCACCCUAUCCCCGAGGUCCCCCCCGCACACCCCAUCUGCAAGGCGUCACCCGCGCACCCCAUCCCCGAGGUGCCCCCCUCACCCCAUCCCCGAGGCCCCCGUCUCCCUGCGCACGGGGCCGCGAGCCCCAGGUCCCCUCCUGCGUCUGGGCGCCGACCCCCUCCCCUCGCGCACCAGGGCGUGGCACUGGGAUAACGUCGCGUUCACUGAGCACCUACUGCGCACCAGCCAAGUGAGAACGGGGAGCCUAGAAUCCCUGCCCUCUGACGAGUGGGGGAAUGAAAGUGUGAGGCCCAGCAGGAAACGGGCUGCAGAGCAGGAAGCCACAUAUCCUCUCAGGCCAGGUUCUUCCUUCUUCCUGGAGCUGGAAGGUCACUGGGUGCUGUUCCCCACAGGCCAGGAAGGUAGAGGCCAGCCCCUGGCUGCUGGGCCAGAGGAGGAACCGCUGCAGGGCCCAGCCCCCCACACUCGGGAUGCCCCAAGCAAGGACCUGCCCCCCGUCCACGCUGCUGGGGAGAAGCCGCCGGCAGAGGCCCCUGGAGAACCAGCUGGGGCAGAUCCUGGGAGGGGGAGCCAGCCGUCUGGCUCUGGGGCUCUCCACAAACACACGGUUACGGCCCCCCCCGGCCCCCAGCCUCCUGGGGAAGGCUGUUCCUUCCCAGGGAGGGAGGCAAAGCCCGGGAAGAGAUCCUACUCCCCAGCCUCCAGUAGGCAGAGGCCGCCCAGUGCCGGGGGUUUGGCCUCUUCAUCCUCUGCCGAUGUCAUUAACUCAGCCCAAGCCACACACAACCCAGUGCCUUGUGGGUCAGGCCGGGGGCCCUGCCAUCUGGCCAACCUCCUCAGCACGUUGGCUCAGAACAGCCAAAACACAGAUCAGAAGAGGACCCCAGAAGUGACGUGCCAAGUCCGGAAAAAGACUCGGACCCUAUACCGCUCAGACCAGCUGGAGGAGCUAGAAAGGAUCUUCCAAGAAGACCACUACCCAGACAGCGAUAAGCGCCGGGAGAUUGCCCAGACGGUGGGGGUCACCCCCCAACGCAUCAUGGUAAAGGGGGUUGGCCCCACAGAUCUCAGGGUGGAGGAGAAACCAGCAACUGGAGCUCUUGAGGAGCACAGCAAGUGCUCAGCGGUCUCUCUCUCCCACCUACAGGUGUGGUUCCAGAACCGCCGGGCAAAGUGGCGAAAAGUGGAGAGGCUGAACGGGAAGGAGAACAAGGAUAGUCUCGCGGGCCCUGUCCCCACCACUGCCAGCAGCUCUGCAACUGAGCUGCCACCUUCUGUGACCCUGGACCCAGAGCCUGGUACCUUUCCUCAGGAGCCCCCUCUGGAUACUCUCAUGGAGCCCCCCAUACUGCUGACCUCUGACCAGACUCAGGCCCCACCCCAACAGCCUGAGAAUACUCAAAGGGUGGCAGUGACCCCGCCACUCUUCAGCCCCCCACCUCUUCGAAGAGUCAACCUUCCUUUUCCCCUGGGCCCUGUCCCUACCCCUCAAAUGAUGCCUCUGCUGCUGGAUACUCCUGGCAGUGACAACAGCCACAAAGAAGGCCCCUGUGGGUCCUGGGGGACAAGCGUCACCCCACCACCUGCCUGUUCAUACUUGGAAGAGCUGGAACCCCAGGACUACCAAGCGGGCACCCAGCCGGGGCCGUUCCCCUUCUCCCAGGCGCCCCAGGGCCAGCUCUACCAACAGCCUCAAGCCCAGUUCCCGUUCCUGCACCCCUUCCCGCUGCCCACCCCCCACCCCCUGCUGCCCCCACUGCCCGAGGACCCGCUCUUCACCUCGCCCUUCGGCCCGGGCGCGGGCCUAUCUCAGGGCUACUUCCCGGGGCCCCCGUCGGGGCAGAUGGUGCUGCAGCCACCUGCUGGGAACGUGGGUGCAGUCCCCUGGAAUGACCCUUGCUUGCCAGAACUGCCUUUCCCCAGUCCCUUCUGUCCGCAGGCCCUGGGCGCCCCCCCUGGAGGUGAGGGCUACUUGCCCGAUCUGUUCCCAGGCCCCUGUGCCCUGGCGGCGAGCAGCAGGCAGCCCUCUGCAGGCGUCCCCCAGCUGGCCGGAGGGGCCCGACCGGGGCCAGGGCCCUUCCUGGGCAAAGCCCAAGAGGAGCAGCCUGCCACCUCUGCAGGGGAGCCCUUGGCACCCCAGGAAGUCCGAGAGGAAGACCAGGACAGCCGUGGCCACUAG
Nyctereutes procyonoides (raccoon dog) is the source of this 2457-nucleotide messenger RNA. RefSeq names its product NOBOX oogenesis homeobox (gene NOBOX). The coding region runs from base 1 to 2457 and encodes 818 amino acids. The transcript is spliced from 10 exons. The record is from RefSeq and is a predicted model, not a curated record. Gene Ontology annotation, molecular function: RNA polymerase II cis-regulatory region sequence-specific DNA binding; DNA-binding transcription factor activity, RNA polymerase II-specific. Gene Ontology annotation, biological process: regulation of transcription by RNA polymerase II. Lineage: Eukaryota; Metazoa; Chordata; Mammalia; Carnivora; Canidae.